Molecule: messenger RNA, 1512 nt
Organism: Dicrocoelium dendriticum
Lineage: Eukaryota; Metazoa; Platyhelminthes; Trematoda; Plagiorchiida; Dicrocoeliidae
Source: the annotation of a GenBank genome assembly
CCAUUUGGUGGAUUUUCGUCUCCGAAUGCUCGCAAGCCAGCCCAAUCGGAAUUACGAAGACUCCGGUCGAUAUUGGAACUCCACUAGCGUACACUCUGUGGAGCGAUUCGGAGCAGACCACCUCAUCGAGUCUGUGCGUGUCCUUUGUGGGAACCUACCAGAUUGAUGGCAAUGCUGUGGAAUUUACGCCAGCAUACGAGGACGAUACUGCUGUGGCCUAUGAGAGUUUGAGAAAAUCCGUGUGUCGCUCGACACAAUUCACACUGACGGCAGGACAAGAAAUCGCCUACGCCUCGAUUAGAGACUGCCGGAUACUUGUUCAGAGUGGUCCACAGCUGGAAUUUAUGAAUGCUUCGGGAAAAUGCCUUGCUACAGUAACCUGCAUGAUAACAUUUGACCUUUUGGAACAUUCGCUUCCGUUGUCGGAGAUUCGAAAAAUUUACAGAUCAAAUAAACAUAUACUUGGUCUGGCCUCUGGGUUUAUUGGAACUCCUAACGUGCUCGAUUGUUCAAGUUGGGUAAUGACUACCAAGCCAAGUUCAUUCCCGCCGUCGAAUCUAUCUCAAGCACAUUUCACGGAACCACGAGAAACAAGCACGAAGUCUGAUAUUGUCAAUUCUGAAGAAUUGUCAACAAGUGCAGCCCCAGGAAACAACCUUCAUCAUGGUCAUACAAUCCAAAUCUCGGAUCCACAAGUAACAUUAACGUGGUCCAGUACAAUUCCAAAGGAAAAUGGGGACGUUGGAAUGGGAUUUACAGCGCAAGCGAUCGAGGUGACGGUCGCUGAGCAAGAGAAGAGUUUGGUGUCGGAAAAACACACAACACAUUUGGCAAAUGCCGAACAAAUGAGUCUGAUAUCCAAUACAACCGUCACACCAGCAGAAGCGAUGGUACCAACCGUGGCCUUUGUGAGCUCGCUCAUCUUGGAACACGCUGGAAGAGAUGACGGCCUAAAGUCUUUUCCUAAAAUGAAGGAUGAAUCGGCAACCCUAAGUUUAUCCUCGCUGAAGGGCUCCACUACCCCUGAAACAACUCAUUGGGCAGGUGAAACUUCGACGGAAAAAUCAAACAUAACAGCUGGUAGCGAAAUCCCUCCACAAAUUAGUAGAGAUCAACCUGUUUCAAUGGUGGAGAAACCUGAUUUUACUGAAACGAUUCAGAUGAAGGCACAAGAAGGUGGACAGUCAAUCGAUAGAGAUCUUGAUGAUGAUACACGUGCUCUUCUGCAAAGCAUAGCGUUUCCGAAUACGUCAGGUGGGAGCGUUCAGGAGGGCGGAAAUGAAGAUGAAAUAGAUGAGAUUGUUGAGGAUAACGCUGAGCGAUUGGCGGACGGUCCACGUGUACUUCCGGAUGGGAUAGCGAGUGCAGCAAAGCGGCAAAUUUCAAAACCAAAAGACGCGAUUACUGAACAGGUGUCUGAUUCUGGGGGUGAAUGAAGAUAUGCCUGAGCUGCCCAUAGCUGGUUUGCAUUCAACGUCGACCACUUUUAUCCCUUAGUGUAACCACUGCAUA